This is a messenger RNA of Pristis pectinata (smalltooth sawfish), 1592 nucleotides long. RefSeq names its product protein (peptidylprolyl cis/trans isomerase) NIMA-interacting, 4 (parvulin) (gene pin4). Lineage: Eukaryota; Metazoa; Chordata; Chondrichthyes; Rhinopristiformes; Pristidae. The transcript has 4 exons. Gene Ontology annotation, biological process: rRNA processing. Bases 22 to 411 code for a protein of 129 amino acids. The record is from RefSeq and is a predicted model, not a curated record. Gene Ontology annotation, molecular function: DNA binding; peptidyl-prolyl cis-trans isomerase activity.
CGAAAGGCUACUGUGUGGAUCAUGCCUCCUAAAGGGAAGUCGAAGGGAACGAGUAAGGGCGGGAAAGGUGCAGCUGGUGGUGAUAAUGGCGAUAAGAAAGAUAAAGGACCCAAAGGAGGUAAUGCAGUUAAGGUGAGACACAUUCUCUGUGAGAAACACAGUAAAAUCAUGGAAGCCAUGGAGAAGUUGAAGUCAGGCAUGAAAUUUAAUGAAGUAGCUAGUCAAUACAGUGAAGACAAAGCCAGGCAAGGAGGUGAUCUGGGCUGGAUGACCAGAGGUUCAAUGGUGGGACCCUUCCAGGAAGCUGCUUUUGCCCUCUCCAACAGCACAACAGACAAACCCAUAUACACAGACCCACCUGUAAAAACUAAAUUUGGUUAUCAUAUAAUCAUGGUUGAAGGAAAAAAGUAAAUGAAUUUAUUUUCAUUUCUCAGUAAAUCCUUGCCUCUAGUAAGAAGUGGAACUACUUCUCCUUUUUCCUCAGCCACAUUCUAGUUUUAUUGGUUGUAAAUGAAAUUCAAGAAUGACUCCUUUGUACAUCUUUUCUCUUCUCUAAUGGUUAUGCUGGAGCACCAUUACUUUUCAUCCAGAGAAAAUCCAACAGUUGUAUUUUUUUUUAAGUAUUUUGAUGUAAUAUGUCCAAAUAAACAGUUAAACAUCAUUCCUGUAUUGUAAAUAUCAUUUAAUCAUAUUUGUCACUCUUGGUUCUAAGAGAGUUUUUCCCUGUGGCUUGACAAUUAACUACAUCACUUGAAUGAAGAACUAGACAUACAGUAUAGAGAGUCCACAAUCUUGUCUACAGUUCGGUUCUGAAUUCUGUUCUCGUCUCCCCUUUGGCAGUUUGAUCACAUUCACACAUCAUAUGGCACCACAAUAUCUUAAUUCAAAUGAAAAAGGGCAUUAUCAAACCACUGGAAUUGUUCUGUCUGCAGAAAGAUCAAGCUCUGGAUUGGUCAUAUGGAUCCAGAAUCAAGAUACAUCCAUCCUCAGAUGCAGACGUUAGAAAUAAAGACCAUCCAUGUAACUCUUGCACAUGUCUAAAGAUUUACUUCAUAAGCAGCAUAUUGAUUGACUUGGAAAAAAGUUACCAGCUCAUCAUAUUGCCAAAUGAUAACAGACAAGAUUGUUUAUUCUUCAGUUUGAUAUGCCAUUAUGUUGUUGUCUUCUCUGGUCAGCAGUGAAAUUCUGUUGCUUACUAAUGUCAUAGUGCAUUUGUUUUCAGCAGUAUAUCACAACUUUUAAUGAUUGGACUCUUCACAGUAUUUCCCCCUUUUUCAAUCAUUGUCAACCAACAUAGCCUCCAGUGAAGAGCUGGCAACUGGUUGAUCUGUUCCUUCCUUCCAGUUGCUCUGCUCUAAGUUCAGCUGCUAGAUGUGUACAAAGAAGUCAGCAUGAUGACAUUCUCCCUGAUUCUUUUUGGGACUGUUGACUGCACCACCCAACUUGCCAUGUGCUUUAUCUUGGGCUACCCUAGAAUAUCCUUUGAUAUUCUUAAACCAUUCUCUGUGAUAUUUCAGGGUGUUUCAAAUAAUAGAGUCACAAUAAAGUAAUGUAAUGAUUAUGUUAAAAUAAAAACAGCUUAACCAUCUACA